AUGACUACGAUACCUCAUUUGAGAGAGAAAUACAUCAGACAGAGGCAGACUGAAUCAUCAACACCACCAAGAAAUACAUCACACAGAGGAGGUGGAGUUUUUGGUGGUGGGUGGGCUAAAAUGGGUGGAGGAGGAAAUGGCGGUUCAGAUGGUUUCAGAGUUGAAGAAGGUGGAACAAAUGAUGUCAGUGAUGGUUGUGGUGGUGUUGGUGUUUGUGUUGGUGGUGUUGGGUAUGAACUAGCACCCUUGGGAGGUGGGUAUAAGCCUUUGCCCCAAAAGGUAUCGGCCCGAUUAAGGGCAGUAGCCGCAACUCUGAUCAACAAUUCGUCAUCUCUGAUUGCUAGGUUUGAGAUUUCUUCAAGUUGCAAGACGUCUGGGCCGCAGGAGCUUGUGAUCACUGCGGCCUUCAUGGUUGAAGGUGGUGGUGGUGCGAAUGAGAAUGGUGAUGAGGGGGUGUAG
Ilex paraguariensis (yerba mate) is the source of this 459-nucleotide messenger RNA. NCBI's taxonomy places the organism in Eukaryota, Viridiplantae, Streptophyta, Magnoliopsida, Aquifoliales, Aquifoliaceae. The record is from the annotation of a GenBank genome assembly.